Messenger RNA from Ostreobium quekettii, 726 nucleotides. NCBI's taxonomy places the organism in Eukaryota, Viridiplantae, Chlorophyta, Ulvophyceae, Bryopsidales, Ostreobiaceae. The record is from the annotation of a GenBank genome assembly.
AUGGAAUGCAGCAAUUCAACAGAAGACGCAAGUGAAACAUCUGGGUCGUUUGCAAUCGAUCCUGGAUGCUAUCACUUUGGCACCUGCCUUGCCCACGAGUGCGAGUCGAGGACUCAGCAAUUCCCGCUUGUUCUGCAAUGUGGCCUGGUGCGACGGUCCCUGCCGCUGCCAAUUGAGCCAGGCUGGAUUUUCCUGGACCGUUGUGCAGCUCCGCAUCUGUUCAUCAGGAGCAACGCCUGGUGCCAGAAUGAAAGUUGCAGUGACCACAUUGGUGCUGUGAGAUUCACUUACGCUGGAAGGUAUUGCUUCAGCUUUGAGACAGCAAACCGCACACCUACCACGGAGCGGCACUCACUUGUGAUGCUGCUGUACAUCGUGAUGAGUGUGGUGCUGGGAUGGAUUGGUGUGGCCCUGUGCCAAAAGGUCAGGAUGCUGCGAGGCGUCCACCGCGCACCAGCCCAGCUGGGAGCGGCUCAGAUUGCCGUGGUGCCGCAGCAGCAGCAGCGGGUGGUCAAGGAGUCUGGCCCCCUGCCCAUCUUGGUGGAGGACCCUGAGGGUCACAUGCAAUUUGGACUGCAGUGUGGGGCGCCUGGUGGAGAUGGGAACAGAAGUAGGGACAUCGAGAUGCAGUUACUGCCACUGACAACUGGACCAGACUCUUCCCUUGGGAGCCCCACAUUGGCUGAUCACACUCCGGGGGCAUCAACAUCCCAAGGCGAAAGCUGA